Molecule: messenger RNA, 1443 nt
Organism: Trematosphaeria pertusa
Lineage: Eukaryota; Fungi; Ascomycota; Dothideomycetes; Pleosporales; Trematosphaeriaceae
Product: UPF0187-domain-containing protein
Exons: 4
Coding region: 1-1443 (480 amino acids)
Molecular function (GO): chloride channel activity
Source: RefSeq, a predicted model, not a curated record
AUGCCAUCUACCUCUACCGACGGCAGCAAGACUCUCAGGCCCUCGGCCAUCGAGGUGCCUGACAGCAGCAAUGGCAGCGUCCACGAGGCGCCCAUGUCGCCGCGUUCGUGGCGUGCGAGGAAGACGACGUACCUGCCGCCUUCGCGGAAGCCGACUGACGGGACUUUGGACGCUGGGGACUACUUUGUCGGUCCCCGCGACAUGUCCAAGCACAGCAAAUGGCCCUUCUUCCUGCGCAUGCACGGCUCCGUUCUGCCCAAGAUGAUCCUCCCCCUAGCCGUCGUGGCCGCCUGGUCCACCGCCAUCACCAUCCUCUCCGAAUUCGUCUACCAGCUCAAGGUCAGCAACAUGCUGCUCACCGUCCUCGGUUUCGUCGUUGGUCUCGCCAUCUCGUUCCGCACGAGCAGCGCGUACGAGCGGUAUACCGAGGGCCGCAGGUACUGGUCGCAGUUGCUCUUCGUGGGCCAGAAUUUGGCCCGCACGGUUUGGAUCCAUGCGGGCGAGCGUGAGGGCGAGCUCGGGAAGGAGGAUUUGCUGGCGAAAGUAACGGCACUCAACCUCAUCGUCGCCUACGCCCGCGCCGUCAUGCACAAGCUGCGCUUCGAGCCCGGCAUCGACUACUACGACCUGAAAGAGCGCGUGCAGUACCUCGAAACGUUCGCCAAAGCCGCCGAGCCUGAGAUCCCGCCUCCACGCGACUACGGAAAGAUGAAGGCCGUCGGCGAGUACCUGGGCGUCACCUUCGCCGAGUCGAAUCCGCGCAAGAGGAUCAAGCGCUCCAAGAAGCCGCUCGGUAAUCUGCCGCUCGAGAUCUUGAACCACCUUUCCGCAUACGUGCAGAGCCUCAUCGACAACGAGACGCUCAAGUGCGGUCUGUACCAGAAUCAAGCUAUCACCUCCGUCGUGCAACUCAACGAAGUCCUCGUCGGCGUCGAGCGCGUCCUGCAAACCCCGCUCCCCAUCGCCUACUCCAUCGCCAUCUCGCAGAUAACCUGGGUCUACGUGAUGAUGCUGCCCUUCCAGCUCUGGGACGACCUGCGCUGGGUGACAAUCCCCGGCUGCAUCUUCGCGGCGUACAUCAUCCUAGGCAUCGCCGCCAUCGGCCGCGAGAUCGAGAACCCGUUCGGCAUGGACGUCAACGACCUACCGCUCGAGGCCUACUGCGAGGAGCUCGAGUGCGACCUCGACUACACGAUGAGCAACCCGGCGCCCAAGGUCGGCGGGCCCAGCAGCUUCAUGCGUAGCGCGCAGAACCAGGUGCUGUGGCCGCUGAGCCAGAAGAGCUUUGACGACUGGAUGAGGAGGGGCAAGCAGGAUAUUCGCGAUGCGCUGAUGACAAAGACGAAGGCGGAUAUGCAGGUUCGGAAGAGUAUGCAGGUUGCGCGGCAGAGUCAGGAGGGCGAGAAGCACCAUGGCGUUUUGCAGCAACAGCAUGACGCGUAG